GAAAUCUCGCUAAUCAGGCAAAGUAUAAAGCAAAGAGUUUCCCCGUGUUCCUAAAAAUAGUUCUGAAUGUAGCAAAUGUUGGUCGGUUUGUUGUAAAAGCCAGUCCGUGUAAGCAGCAGUAUCAUUGGUCUCCUCGUAGAGAGGAGCGUUUUAAAUUCCCAGGUGAAUGCCAGUCCAUCAAGCUACCUUCUAGUGGUCAACUGGUGCUCUCAGCAGUAAUGGCGUUGUUGGUGCGGUGCUCCAAGCCAGUGUGUGUUUAAAGCUCGCCUUUUGCAACGUUUUAAAAUAAACCUCGCACAUUUUGAAGAAUUGUAGCGUGGUCAAGAGUAAUAAUAGUUAGUCAGACCCGACUUAAAUAGCCGCAGUGUUAAUGAUGUGAUUGUGUGCUAUUGGAUUCUUCUAACUAUCGCAAAGCCAAUGUCGAGGAAGCCGACUCUCAAGGAAUGUAGAUAAGGUAGUAUGUCGGAUGGCUCUGGAUGAGCGGAAGCAGCGCCGGGAGCGGAGGCGGUGCAGCGGCGGCGGCGCUCCGAGCCGCCGCCAGCGCGGGAGACGUCGCAGCGUGCACUCGUUACUUGGGGGCGGCUCGUUGCGUCCGCUUUUCAAGGGACGAAACCGGGAGAUCUGCCCUUCAUUUGGCGGCGAGUGCAGGCCACGGUGCCGUCGUCAGACUCCUACUGAAUGUUGCCGCCCCCAAGGAGGUCGACAGUCCGGAUGGGGGCGGCUGCACCGCCUUGCAAAGAGCCGCCGCCGAUGGCCACGAGGAAGUCCUCCGGCUGCUGCUAGCCAGAGGGGCAGAUGUGGACAAGCAAGAUAGUGUGCACGGAAACAGCGCGUUGCACGAAGCCGCCUGGAAGGGCUACUCCCGUUCCGUCCGCCUCCUGGCAGCCGCCGGGGCCACCCUUUCCCGAGCCAACGCCGGAGGCUUCACAGCCCUCCACCUCUGCUGCCAGAACGGCCACAACCAAUCCUGUCGGGAACUUCUCCUUGCCGGCUGUGAUCCCGACAUCCAGAACAACUACGGCGACACCGCUCUCCACACAGCUGCAAGAUAUGGCCAUGCUGGAGUCACCCGUAUUUUAAUUUCAGCGCAGUGUCGUGUUUCCGAACAGAAUAAAAACGGUGAUACCGCCCUUCACAUAGCCGCAGCUAUGGGAAGGCGGAAGUUAACAAGGAUAUUGCUAGAGGCGGGUUGUGAUAAAAGUGUGCGGAAUAAACAGAACGAAACCGCAAGAGAUAUCGCGUUGAGAAAAGACUUGAACGAGAUUCUGACCAUUUUGGACGAGUGUGUGGCCAAGAAGGACAAGAAAGGGAAAAGCAAGAAGAGGUCGAAGAGCAAAGUGCGGUUUGACCCAAAACACAACUCAGGUGAAAACAUUGUUAAUAGGAUUGAAAAACCGCGCCACUGGUCGCCCUACGGCUGCCACUACUAUCCAGACCCGGAGGCGUUUCCCUCCCCACGUCUGGACUCCCUCCCUCAGGAACCCCUCAAACGUGGGGAACAAUACUACCUGGACUUGGCCGGAAACAUCCGGAAAGGUCCCGUGGGAGUUGGAUACACUUGUUAUUGUGCCCCUUUGUUCCGGCACCUGGAGGCACGUCUGGAAAGGGAUAAAAGGGAACUACAAAGGGCUCAAGUCAGAUUGGGACAAAGGGUUGCCGGUCUGGAACAAAAACUCAACCGAGGAGCGCAUGGACGACGCUCUGAAAGGAUUAUUUCGAAUCCAAUCCAAGAACCACAAUUACCAAGGUCCAGGAGUUUGGAAAUGUUGGAUAAGUUGGAACGGGCGCCCAUGCAAGCCGCAAGGAGUUUGGACGAGCUGGACCCCCCCGAAGCCGAAGAAGCGGAGCAGCGACCCUCCGUUAAGGAGCUAGUGGCCCGAAUCCAGCAGCAAACCAGUGCCCAAAACAACACUGGCAACAACAGUGAGAGCAGCGACGAUGAAGACAGUCCCAUGCGAAUGACCCAGUUCAAGGGUCCCAUGGGCGAUUCCAACCUCGCCAGUCCCAUGCCCAACUACGAGAACGUCCCAAACGACGCCCCCAGGAGCAGGAGCGGCGUCUACAGCCCCACUGUCAUCAACACUGCUUUGGUGGACUCCAACUCGCGCUACAUCGAACCCAUCGUGAAAAUUCAAGAGUCCAACAUCAGAUACAACGACACUUACUCCCGAAAUGUGCCUUCGACGAGCCACCACGACCCCAACUACCGUCUACACUACUACGACAAUGAAAUAGCGUCAAAGAAGUAUUACGAUCUCAACUCGAGGUUUGCCAAGUUGGGGAAAACGGGGCUUGAAGGCGCCAGAAUGCUGGAUUCGAGCAAAAUGUUCGAGAGCACGACCAGGAUGUUGGAGAAUCCGCAAGAUACAGCUGAUAGGGAUACGAAUAACGACUCGGGUUAUUCGACGAAAGUUUACGGGAGUUCCAAGGGGAAUUCGCCGAGCUUGUCGGGACAAAUUGAUAAUGAGUGCUUGGGAGCGUCCAGUUUAGUGUGAAUUCAACACCAAAUUAUUCCACACUUUCAUGUACAAAUGUUUUUUACUGAGGUUGCUUUAAUUAUGGUGCCGUAUCUUUUAAAGAUUACCUGAUGUAUUAAAUUUUACGUAAGAGAACUAUUUUGUUAACUUAAGAAGUGUACUUCAUAGAAUCUAUUUUUCAUGCAUCACUAUUACAUUCUUCAUUAGUUUAGGUUAGAGCUACUAGAGUUGUUGACAAUAUGUAUAUGUAGUAUGAAUAAAGUCGAUAUAUUUUAUUAAA
Messenger RNA from Tribolium castaneum (red flour beetle), 2757 nucleotides. RefSeq names its product diego (gene dgo). Gene Ontology annotation, cellular component: nucleus. The transcript is spliced from 5 exons. NCBI's taxonomy places the organism in Eukaryota, Metazoa, Arthropoda, Insecta, Coleoptera, Tenebrionidae. The record is from RefSeq and is a predicted model, not a curated record. The coding region runs from base 477 to 2495 and encodes 672 amino acids. Gene Ontology annotation, molecular function: RNA nuclease activity; protein binding; RNA binding. Gene Ontology annotation, biological process: RNA processing.